AUGCUGAUGGCACAUUCCAAGAGCCUGAGACUUGUUCUCACGGCGUCGGUAAUUUUUCAAUUCUUCUAUUUGGCGUGGGCGCAAUCGACAUGUUCAGACACAUCGGACUGCGCCCAGGGCUGCUGCAGCACCAGCGGUUACUGCGGCUUUGGGCCUUCCUUCUGUGGUGACGGAAACUGCACAAGUUCUUGUGAUGCGAUUGCCGAGUGCGGGCCAUAUGCUGCUGCUGACAGCUUUGAUUGCCCCCUCAACGUCUGCUGUUCCCAGUAUGGAUACUGCGGAACAACCUCUGACUUUUGCGGAACGGGCUGUGUAGCAGGAUGUGACGAUGUCGUUGAGCCGUCAUGCUCCGGAUCCUCAAGCGACAAGAGAACGAUUGGAUAUUACGAGAGCUGGUCGUAUACACGGACAUGCGAUUCCUGGUCGCCCAGAAAUAUGAAUGCUCUUCUUUGGACACAUCUCAACUACGGAUUUGCCUUGAUCGGAGAUGACUAUACCAUUUCUCAGAUGAAUGACUUUGACGCAGAGCUAUAUCCCUUGUUCACUGGGCUUAAAGAGCAAAACGGAGCGCUGAAGGCCUUCAUCUCCGUAGGGGGCUGGGCCGCUGGAGGAAAGAUCUUCUCGGACAUGGUGAGCACGGCUACUAACCGUGCCGUGUUCAUUAAUUCUGCCCUCCAAUUCAUGAAAACGUAUGGAUUCGACGGCAUUGCUGCAGAUAUUGACUGGGAAUACCCUGCGGCAUCUGACAGAGAUGGCGUGGCAGCUGAUACAGCAAAUUUCGUGUCAUUCUUGCAAGAGCUCAAGGUUGUCUUUGGGUCUAAUUAUGGCAUAUCUGUGACACUACCUUCUUCGUACUGGUAUCUCCAAGGAUUUGACGUUGUCAGGAUGGAGCCAUAUGUCGACUGGUUCAACUUUAUGAGUUACGAUAUACAUGGAACGUGGGAUGGUAACAGUCCCUAUACUCAAGCCAUCGUUCAACCACACACCAAUCUCACGGAGAUCACUGAAGGGCUGGACCUGCUUUGGAGAAACAACAUUUCGCCUUCCAAGGUAGUUCUUGGGCUUGCCUUCUAUGGAAGGUCUUUCACCCUCUCUGACUCAAGCUGCAACACCCCAGGGUGUGCCUUCUCUGGCGGUGGUACCGCCGGGCCUUGUACCGGAACUUCAGGCAUUCUUUCGAAUGCCGAGAUCCAGGAUAUUAUCUCCGAGUAUGACUUGACUCCAACGCUGGAUAAGGAUGCAGCAGUGAAGUACAUGACCUGGGAGUCGGAUCAAUGGGUGUCAUACGAUGAUGAAGAAACUUUGGCGCUCAAGAAAGACUACGCAAAUAGCCACUGUCUGGGUGGCACAAUGGUCUGGGCCUUGGAUUUGGAUGACCCCAGCACUUCCACAUCUGUUUCCAACCUGCAGGCUACAGGUCUCAAGCUUACGGGAGACGAUGUGGACUCCAAUCCGACAUUCGCCUUGUCAAAGCUCUCAGCAAUCACUCAGCAGAACAAUAUUGGCCUUGUUUCGUACUGGACUGAUUGUUCAUCCGAUCCACAAUGCGCUGCUGGAUUUACAUUGGUGACCACCGGACACGGCAAGAUUUUCGACGCCGAUACCAUGGCUUACACUGGUGACGGAUGCCAUGGAGGAGGCAAAGGCUACAAUCGUGCUUUAUGCGUUGAAUCUGACGUGCAGCUGAAGGACUGUUCGUGGUUCGGGAAGCCGAAGGACUGCAAGCAGACGUGUCCUUCGGGAUAUGCCCUCAUUGGCCAGAACACGCACAUUGGCGGCGCAUCUACAUCCUGCAAGGCCGGUCAUUUCUCUAGCUAUUGUUGCGGAUCUGUGACAACAAGCGGCGUCCAAGAAUGCGAAUCAGACAUAAUUACCCCCUUCUCUAAUGGCAUCGGGAUCACUAUUCGUCAGUCCGACUCAUCCGUCGUGGAAAAGUACCAGGGCACCAGCGCCGAUGACGCCCUCGUAGGGACCUCUGAAGAGUGUGACUACAUGCUUUCGGGCCUGGCCGUUAUGAUAGGUUCCCCAAACUACAUCCUCAACGAGAUACCAGGCUCCUGGCAGACUUACAGAGGAUUGGGCGUUGCCGCCUGGUCUCCAGUCAUGAACUCAAACUAUCCAACCGCGUCUUCUAUCACUUGCACGACGACAACGACAGAUACGACAACCAUGUUCACUACAACCAGCUCAGCAAAGCAUGUUACAUGCGACGGCAAUCGUUACGCACAAGCCUGCGGACAUUACAGUUCUGUUGGAGUAAACAAUCCUUCGAAUCGCGAGUUGGUCUGCCCUUACGAUCAAUGGGGGGAGAAAAAGACAUUAUCUGUCAAGGCUUAUGAAGACUCGCACAUUAGAGCCUGGCUACUCUGGGUUCCAAAUCUACCUGCUGGAAUAUACAAUAAGUGUGCGCGAGACGAAUAUCCCCCGAAGCACUUUCUCGACUCAACCCAGACCAACUACAAUCAAUGGAUCCGAUUUUUGCCGUUCUGGGAAAACUCGGGCGCUGGGAACCUCUGGGUUGGCAUUUGCGGAAAUCCCGGUAGGAGCACCACAGUUCAAGGAGGCAGAAUUAGCGCUUUGACAUGUUACGAAACCAUGUCUGUCACCAUCACGCUGAACAAGAUGAGCAUGCAAUAUACCAAUCUCCCUUCCGACAACCUGGACAUCAACUCUUGCCUUCCCAUCAUCACGGAUGACUCUGGCUUUGCCCUGUUGCCCAAUGAUGUCUGGUACGGCGGCAACGCAAACAACCACCACGACUCAACGGCGUAUAAAAGCGCCAUCCCGUCCAGUCUGACUGCCGGAAAGACCGCGCCCCGUACAUCGCCGGCCAAGCGUGACGUGCAGUUGCAAAUGCUGGAGCAAAUCCUCCAGGAAGCAAGCGGGCACGGUGACCUGUUUGCUCCCGACGACAUUGAGGACUUUUCGCCCGACAAGGUGCUGAUUAACGACGGCGACGUGAGCCGAAAGGCGACGGGCAGAGAGCUGUGGGAGCGAUUGGGCAUCAUUGACUGCGAGUCGGCUGGUUGCCUCGAGGAAGCUGCGGCCAUGGACAUUGCCUUUGAAGAUGAGGAUGACGAGCUGUCAGUGGCGCAAACUCCCCCAGCCAUUCCAACGCGCGACCGGCCUGCCACGCCUACGGCGAUGAAAGCCGUUUCGGGAUCAAAGCCCACCGCCAUGGCCAAGGUGACGGGUGUAUAA
This is a messenger RNA of Pestalotiopsis fici W106-1, 3201 nucleotides long. RefSeq lists its product as uncharacterized. Gene Ontology annotation, molecular function: chitin binding. Gene Ontology annotation, biological process: carbohydrate metabolic process. The coding region runs from base 1 to 3201 and encodes 1066 amino acids. Lineage: Eukaryota; Fungi; Ascomycota; Sordariomycetes; Amphisphaeriales; Sporocadaceae. The record is from RefSeq and is a predicted model, not a curated record. The transcript has 8 exons.